AUGUUUCUUAUUAGGCCGUGGCUACGCGUCCGGUUACCUGACCACCAGGUCCCAGGCUACGCGUCCGGUUACCUGACCACCAGGAGAUUUGGGACGAAAUGUGCCGCGUGUGACCAAGGCAUACCUCCAACACAAGUCGUGCGACGAGCGCAGGACAACGUCUACCAUCUUCAGUGUUUCGCCUGCAUCAUCUGCAGUCGGCAGCUGGCCACCGGUGACGAGUUUUAUCUCGUUGAAGAUUGCAAGCUUGUGUGUAAAGUCGACUACGAGACGGCAAAACAGAGAGACGAGUUUUCCCUUUCUCCUGCAGAGAGUGACAGCACGAACAAGCGACCGCGCACAACGAUCACGGCUAAACAGCUGGAAACGCUGAAACAAGCGUAUAACGCGAGUCCGAAGCCCGCUCGGCACGUCAGAGAGCAGCUGAGUCAGGACACGGGGCUCGACAUGCGUGUCGUACAGGUCUGGUUCCAAAACCGCAGAGCGAAAGAAAAACGACUGAAAAAGGACGCCGGCAGGGCUCGCUGGGGUCAGUACUUCCGGAACAUGAAGACACGCACGAGUCGCGGGGGGUCGCGCUCCAACCGGAAGGAGUGCGACUCCAGCGUUGCCGAUAGCGAUCUUGACAUGGACGACUUUGAUGAUGAAGACCGAAUCAUUGAGACUAGUAGGGACGCGAGAGAGCACGGCUACGGCAGUCCGGGACUGCCGCACGUCCACGGCCAGAUCAUCGACCAAGAGCCGAACAUGGGUCACGUGCCAUCGGGCCCGCUGCCGCCCCCUCACGGCACGUUCUACGGCGGACUUCCGACCAGCCAUUCGUACCUCGGCGGCCACUCGCCGAACAUGCCGCCCAUGUCACAGCCCGGGGUUCUCAGUUAUACAGACGGACCGAUGAUGGUACCAGGAAUGCAAGAUGGAGGACCGCCCCUUCGCUUGGUCGGACCAGGCGGCCCUGGUUCAGAAGGAAGCUGUCAGAGUUACCCAGAAUUCCCUCCUAGUCCAGUAUCGUGGUUAGAUGACGUGGAAGGUGGUGGGGGAGGUGCACCCCACCCCCCGUAUUGACACGCUAGCAGUAGUGCGACAGAGUGACGCACGCGUAUCGCGAUUUGCUAUAAGUGUAUGCCCAAAGUCAAAGCAGUGUCUCUACCUAUCGAAACACGGCGAAAACUAGUAGACGAAUUCUAGUGAAAAACAUCCAGCACUGUAAAAGACGGGAGUUGUGCAUCACAUUGAUCAUGCUAAGGCUCAUUUGUUCUUUUACAGCCAUAAUAUAUUUUACUGUGAAAUAUGCCACUAUUAGUUCGAUUUCAAAAUAUAAUUCAAUUAUAACCUUAUUGGAAUACAUCAGGACAAAAAGGACACUGCAAAUGCCAUGUCUAUUAGUAAAAAAAUCAAGCGCCGUGGAAUAUGCGACUGGUUAUUUUUGAUAUGUGCAAUCAAGUAAGGAUUAAUUCACCCGAUUGCUCUGUACUGUCUAUUGCAAUAGACAACGGCGUUACUGCAAUUUUUGCAAGCACAAAAUUAAGAAGGGACAUCAAAGUAACACAUUCCAUAUUGGACCAUGGUAAUUCCGACUAUUAGCUAAAAGCUUGCUUCGCAAUGCUGGUGCAGUUAUACAUACGUAAAAACUACACGAUUCGUCAUGAUCAUCACUCAUCAGUACAAUUCCCUUUAGACGUUUCAUUAAAAUAAUGGCACGAGUUUUGGCAGUGUAUACGCAGAACAUUUUAGCAGCAUAGUCUGCGUGCAUUGGUGACACACCCUCGUUAGCAUACCGUUUCAAUUUUGCUGGUUACUGAUCCACAACUGCUGUCGCGAUAUACCACUAUGGAAUGAGCUUCAUACCGAAAAAUGUGGUACACAAAAUGCUAAUGGUGUCUCGAGUUUUCGCAAAAACUCUCACAUCUCAAAAUCAAUGAUAGCAUAGCUUUUCACUGACAAUUCGGCUGGUUUUCAUGCCUAGAAAAACGAUAGGAUUUAAUGUAAUUUUUUUACUCUACUUAAUAUUCAAGCCAACUUACAUGGUCACAUUAUUUGAUAUGGCCCGUGCGGGGCUCCUUGAAGUCUAGUCAAUGAUAAAACUGGAUCAAAUGUUUUGUAGCAAGUCUAGUGAAUGUUACACAUAAUGUACAUAGUUUUUGCUUGUAUGUCAUGUAUUUGUGUAAAAGCGUCCUAUCGUUAUAUAUAUAUAUACAUACACAUAUAUAUACAUAUAUAUAUUAAUUAUUAUAAAUUAUUAUUAUUUAUGAGGGUGGUUUUUGUGUGGACGAUUCCACCACGCACACGGUGACUCCCAAUGUCAACUUGGCUAGAUCUAAUAUAACAAACUAAUGUAUGUGACACACUGUUCUCUGUAUAAAUGAAUUUUGUGAUGAGGCGAUCGCAGAAACCAAAAGUUUCAUUUGUAAUAUAGUCGUGAAAUAUUGUACGGUGUACUAUCUGUGCACGUCUAACAUUUUACAUGUGGUUAUUAUGUAUAUAGUCCUGCUCUUACUGUUGUACUAAUUGUUGUACAAUUGCUUACUUUAUCUAUUUUUUUCAAUCAAAGCACGGAGGUUACUCAUCUUGUAUAACUUACGUCCAAAAAAACACUUGCAUUGUGUAAGAGAAAUAAGGCAUAAAAUACCCCUAUUACCAUCGUGAAAAUUACACUACACUAAACCUUUGGGUACAGGUGUGAUUGCAUGAUUGUAUCAUCAAAAUUAAAUGUAACAAAGCUGAUUUUAAAAUGCCAGACAUUGAUUACAUUGCAUAGAUCUUGUAUAUGUACAAUUAUUUAAAUAACAAUCUAGCUAUACAUUCCUCACAAAUGUGUGCAAUACGAUUCCUCCACAUCUGAUUACUGUCAGUACAUGUGUAUGUUAAACAAUUCUUGACUUGUCUGUGAACUAAAAUAAAUCAUAUUUGAUAGAAAUCUCUUUACAACAUGAUGAA
This is a messenger RNA of Priapulus caudatus, 2937 nucleotides long. Its product is annotated as LIM/homeobox protein Lhx3-like. Gene Ontology annotation, biological process: neuron differentiation; regulation of transcription by RNA polymerase II. The transcript has 6 exons. NCBI's taxonomy places the organism in Eukaryota, Metazoa, Priapulida, Priapulimorpha, Priapulimorphida, Priapulidae. The record is from RefSeq and is a predicted model, not a curated record. Gene Ontology annotation, molecular function: RNA polymerase II transcription regulatory region sequence-specific DNA binding; DNA-binding transcription factor activity, RNA polymerase II-specific. Gene Ontology annotation, cellular component: nucleus. Bases 1 to 1065 code for a protein of 354 amino acids.